Molecule: messenger RNA, 1176 nt
Organism: Rana temporaria (common frog)
Lineage: Eukaryota; Metazoa; Chordata; Amphibia; Anura; Ranidae
Product: C3a anaphylatoxin chemotactic receptor-like
Exons: 3
Coding region: 1-1176 (391 amino acids)
Biological process (GO): positive regulation of cytosolic calcium ion concentration; inflammatory response; complement receptor mediated signaling pathway
Cellular component (GO): plasma membrane
Molecular function (GO): complement component C5a receptor activity; G protein-coupled receptor activity
Source: RefSeq, a predicted model, not a curated record
AUGGAGGAGUCAUUCCACCAUGGAUGGGAGAUGGAAGAAACUACAAGUGAAGGAAUGUCAACUUAUCCGUUUGUAGAUCUGUAUGCAGGAGAUGGAAUGUCCAUAGUGCAAGAUGUUCGUGGCAUGAAGGUAGUUCCCAGCAAGCCAGUUGUUGUAGGAAGUCUUAGCAGCAAAGUAGUAGUUGAUUCCUGGAGCGGUGUUCCGGCAAAGGGACUAAACAAGAUGUUCAAUGUCAGCAGUGAAAUGGAACCAACCACGUUUUCCAAGACUGAGCUGAUGUUCACAUUCCUGGUUUUAUCUCUCACUACUCUCGUGGGUGUCCCCGGCAAUGCUCUGGUGCUUUGGGUUACUGGAGUGAAGAUGGAGAGGACCGUGACCACCGUUUGGUUUGGGAACCUUGCUCUGGCCGAUAUCAUGUGUUGCUUGUGUCUUCCAUUGUGUGGAGUGCAGUCCUUCUACCCUGACUGGCUGUACGGUCCUGCCAUCUGCUGGAUGUUAUUGUUCAUCCUCAUCCUUAACAUGUAUACCAGUGUCUUCACCCUGGUGGCUAUCAGCGUUGACCGAUGGAUUCUGGUGGUCCAUCCCGUGUGGGCCCGAAAUCACAGAAGAAUCAGAAUGGCGUGGAUUAUAUGCUUGGCUAUUUGGAUGUUGUCCUUCGUGAUGUGUCUGCCUGCCGUCAUCUACAAGAGAUAUGGCACCUCUCAUAACGAGACCUCCUGUUAUUUAGAACCUCACAUGAUAGAGCCCUUCUACCUCACAUGUGCGAUGUUUGGAUUUCUGAUCCCUCUUUUUAUCAUUUGUAUCUCUUACAUUCAUCUGUCUUUUAAAGCCCAACAUAUCAGAUUUUCUGAAGUAGGUAGAAAAACAAUCAAGAUGUCAAUAAGUAUUAUUGUCGUGUUUUUCACCACCUGGGCGCCCUACCACAUCAUAAGAGUAACCCUGCAAUACACUGAUAAUCGGGUACUGCCCAUCCUGUACAUUCUCUCGCAGUCUCUGGCCAUGUUCAAUAGUUGCGUCAACCCAAUACUCUACGUCUUCAUGGGGAAACAUAUGAAGCAGAAGCUGAGGCAGUCUAUUGGCGAGCUCAUGCAAAAUAUAUUUAGGAAGAACGUAUUAUCCCCACCUUGCAGUGAGGACCAGCGCCCCCCAGAAGAAGAAGAAAGCCUCCCGCUCUAA